CACGAGGUCUUACCUUGGACAUUACGCCUCGGCGACACUUGGACACCCACAGGUGCCAUCCUCCUACUAAUGUCUCUCCGGCAGCGCAGAGAAGGUGCGCUCUAGUCGGUUGGACUUUUUAUUUUGCCAAUCGAUAAGAUCGACAUCGGCCUACGACACUAAUGCGGUAAACUAGCGAUUUGAUUUCCUCCACCGCGGGGCAAGUCCUAGAGAUAUAUCAAAAAGCAGCUGCCUCUGCUUUCCAUCCUUUCGAGUCUCCGAUUCCGCUGCGGAGGGGAGGCUUGUCAGAACUGAACGCCUUUCGAGUUUCCUGCCGCACGAAUCUUAAGUUAGCGAUGCGCAGGGAGGACGUUGAACAUUAAACCGAAAAAAAAAAAUGCGGACGCUGGAGGUUUGAAACAAACAGAAAAGGCAGAAAUCGUUGGAGGAAACGCAGCAACGACUGUAAAAACACAGAGUCCGGCGCCCUUUCUUCAAACCAAAAACUACUGGCCGAUAUGAGGAGGAGGGUACAGCUGUCCAUGAUCUUAACCAUGCCCCAACCAGAGCAGAAGAUGAGAUGUUAACUUCACUGGUUUGAACCCAUCAUGGAUGCUCAAAAUCGUAGACGUUGUGAACUGGAGCCUUAUCAUGUGGUUCAGGCUCCAGCUACUGUGUAUUACAUCCCUAACUUUAUCACUGUUUCAGAAGAAAACUAUUUGCUGCAGCAGGUUUACAACUCGCCCAAACCCAAAUGGACUCAAUUAUUAGGAAGGAGGCUGCAGAAUUGGGGUGGUUUACCUCACUCAAAGGGAAUGCUUGUUGAGAAACUGCCCGACUGGCUGGCUAAAUAUGCCAAGAAAAUCUCAUCCCUGGGACCUUUUGCAGGACAAGUUGCUAAUCAUGUGUUGGUGAAUGAGUACAAUCCUGGUGAAGGAAUAAUGCCUCAUGAGGAUGGGCCUUUAUACUUUCCCACAGUUACCACUGUCAGCCUUGGCUCUCCAACUCUAUUAGAUUUCUAUCAUCCCAUUGAAAGAGAGAAUGAAGAGGGGAAGGUUUAUUCUCCUCAGACUGAAGAAAACCGCUACUUUCUGUCUCUUCUUCUUGAGCCACGUAGCCUUCUGGUGCUGCAAGAUGAUAUGUAUGUGAAGUAUCUGCAUGGCAUCAGGCCAGUGACAGAGGACGUUGUCACAGAGAAGGUUGCUAACCUGAAAUCAUGUAACACAGAACUUGGAGCUGUUUUAAAAAGAAGUACACGAAUAUCCCUGACUAUUCGUUAUGUGCCAAAGGUUUUAAAAACUACAAUAUUGCUGGGGAGGAAGUUUUGAGUUUAUUUUCCCAUUUUAAAUAGCUUGUAGUACCAGGUUUUUGUCUCCUUCCUGAACAUCUAGCUUAUUUCAUAGAACAUAGUAACAGAGAUGUAUCUCUGUACUGGUGCGUCUUUCAAUGGAUUUACCUCACACAUUUAAGAAAAUAUGUCCUGUCAGUUCAUUCUGUUUUGAAUAGAUUCAGUACAGUGUGAUACUGCUUUUACUGUGUCCAGACACGUAAAUUUUGUACAGCAGUCACUGAAUAGUGACUAGGAGCAACAAUUUCUUCCCUCCCACUUCCGAUCUCCAUUGCCCCAUCCUUCAGCCAAUGAAACCAGUAAUAGUAACUUGACUGUUAAAAUAACUUAGAUAUAGAAAUCAGCAACUGCCCAUGUGGAGCUAAGUUCCAUAUAAGCAAGUCUGCGUUUUGGGUGAUUCAGGGACUCUUAGGAAUUGCUCAAGGAAAAGCAACAUACAACUGUCUCAAUCUCCUGAGUUUUAAAAUUAAUAAAAUAAUUUGCUUGUAUUUUAAUGAAAUUGUUUCAGCUCUUUCUAAAUUGCAAAUUAGGAUGUGUUUAUUGUGUUUUGCAAUUCAGUAAUCAGUUGAUGUGAAUAAAUUCUACAUUACUGAUACUUUCUAGAACAAAUGUUUGUUUGGGCUGUGAUUAUGAACAUGGAGUAAAUACAUUUUAUUUAGGUUAAAACUGAUUAAAUAUACAUCACUAAAUUUUAAGGCGUUCUGCCUCAUCGCCAUUUUUCCUAAUUCUUGUGAGUUUCAGGCAGUUGGACACUAUCAGCUAAAAUGGAGUGUCUCGCUGUGGCUGCCUUGGCAGUCUCUGAUACUCUUGUUAGUUGACAUAAAAUGGAAGUCCAAUCCUCAUUUUGAAUACAACAGUAGUUUGAAAAACAGUAAAUAUAAAGUAUUCUAAUUUCAAUACUUAUGCAGCACCGUGAACACAUUAAAAUUACAGAUCAAAAUUUGGGAACACUUUUUAGAAGAGUUUUACAGAGAUGGUUGGGACUUUCUCCUAUGCCUGCUGAACAUAUGUUUGCAACAUUCUGAAAGCUUCUUUGGUGUAAAUUAUAGAUUUCUAAAUUACAUGCUGACCAAGAGCCAUAUCUACAUCUCAGAUGUUUCAGGGCUGUUGGAAAUUUCUGAGGACGAAAGCCACAGAGCACGUUUUACUACCUAACAGAAAAUAAACACCGAAUUGUUUAAUCAGGCAUUCACACGUGAUCGGAGCACAACUUCCUCAUUACACAGGAUGCUGGUCAUGCAGGAGAGAGACCCAGUGAAGACAGACGAUUUGAGGGCACAUUUACAAAGCAAAUGCAUGAUCCUGCUGGGAGCCUAAAUUGGACGUUAUAAAACAUUGAGUAUCAUUGCUUAUUUUUUAAUGGAGACCAGGAUGGAGAAACACCAAGUGGUAUGAGAGGGAAUUUCUUCUAGAGUAUCCCAGUGGACUGAAAUUGACUGCUUUGACUCAGGGUUGAAUGGCCAUGUUUGAUUGAUGCCAAUGGCCGAUUCUGGACAUGAAGCAGGAAACUAAUGCCAAUUAGUGCUCUGCUUAUGAUGUCAACAGAAAGUUCGAUUCUCUUAAUGCAUCCUUAUAGAAUUCUGUUUACAUUACCAUCAAUUUUAUUGCAUUGUUGCAAGUACCUAGUUCGUGGUUUGUGUAUUUUAGACUAUACCUUUCAAUUUAGAAAUGUAGCUGUAGGGUUGUCAACUAAAAAAUGUCAGGAAGGAAAAAAAAGAGAACAAUAAAACAGCAGAUGGACUUACUUAUCUGGAGACGUGGAACCAGAUUUACACCCUCAAGGUGGACAGCAGAAGUCAGAGAGUUUCCAGCUCAGACUACCCACCUUGAGAGAAAAUAUCUGCAUGAACUUCUUGGGGGUUGGGGGGAUGUGUGUAGGCUGCAGUCAGGCCAGCCAACUUUGAAAGACAUUUGCAGGCAGCUACAGUAAGUGUCAGUAACUGUCAGCAGCAAUAAAAAUUGAAAAUGCCUUCUAAACCUUACCCCUCACAGGCCCUCAACCUCAGGCCUCUUUUCAUCCCCCAUUAAACCAAACUAUGUCUUCACAAAUAACCCCUAUGACCCCAUGCCAGACUAUGCCUCUCCUCCCCUUCAAACUAAAUAACUUCAAAGUUGAUGGAUCUUGAGAGAAUUCUUGAGGAAAGUAAGCGGUAAAUCUGAAUGCAUAACAUGAACCAUUCCAUGUUAAUUUUUUUUUGUUUAAUUCUUUCACAGUAGAUGCAAUGAAGUACUGUUUCCUUGCUGAAAUUUUGUGGUACAGUUCUAUCAACUGAAACAAGAGAUUUCGAUUUCUUUUUAAAUGUUCGCGGUCCCUAACUGGAUUGUAACAUUUCCACCAUCGCCUGGUAGACCACCUGAAGUAGUUCUCAGCUUUAAGUGAAGGAGUUCUCGAUACUGGUUUUAAAUUUACUUCUCGUUAAUUGUCCUCUACUACUGCUUAUCUGCCUUAAGUUGAAUUAAUAUUCUGAGCUGCCCCAAGAUGAUAACCAUCUAAUGUGCUUUAUUUAUUCAUUAAUUCACGGGAUGACAGCAUCACUAGAUAGGCCAAUAUUUAUUGCCCAUUCCUAAUUGCCCAGAGGGCAGUUAAGGGUCAACUACAUUGUAGUGGACCUGGAGUCAUAUGUAGGCCAGACCAGGUAAGAAUGGCAGUUUCCUUCCCUAAAAGGACAUUAGUGAACCAGAUGGGUUUUUCUGACUAUCGAUGCUGAUUCAUGGUCAUCAUUAGACUCUAGCUGAGUCUCUGGGUUAACAAUCCAGUGAUAAUACCAAGAGGCCAUUGCCUCCACUGUAGAUCUCAGUCUAAUCACAAUUUUGUCAUGGUACUACCCCAUUUUUCUUGACUUCAUUCUCUUCUCCCCCACUCUCAAUCUUGACCAUGCUUGUACCAGUCUUUUUAUGUAGUAUCCAACACUAGGAUGGACCUGACCAGUUAAUUUACAUCUAUCAAUUUGAAUGUAUCACUUGUAUUCCAAAUUUGCAAUUGAUCUAAUCCUUUUUUUUAAAUCUUGAGGUUGAUCCUCUUUCUCAUUCAGCAUCAUCUAAAAAUCUUGACCAGUUUAGAGUUAGGAAUAAGGUAACAAGAGGAUACCAUUUAGCCCACAGCCUAUUCCAUUUGUUCUUUGAUCUAACUGCAAAUAACUUAUCUUUGCACCAUAAAUCUUAACAGUAUUGUUUAACAGAUAUCUAUCACCUAUAGAUUUAAACUAACAAUUGACGCAGCAUUGACUUCAUUUUGGAGAAAAGAGUUCCAAAGAUCUACCACACUUUGCAUGUAGAAACAUUUGUUAAUACAAUCCUGAAAGAUCUGGCUGUAAUUUUUGGGCUAUGUCCCAUAACCCUAGAUUGUGUAGUCAGUAGAAAUUGGUUUCUUGCCAUCUACUCUGUCAGCCCUUUAACAUCUCUAAACACAACUCUAAAAAUCCUCAAAAUUUAACCUUUGGAGCCAGUUAUCAUUUUAGUAAAUUCACACUGCUCUCUAGCCAAGGCCAAUAUAUAUUACUUAAAGAAUGAUUAACUGACUUGUUCACCUAGUGAAGUUUAAUCAGGGCUAUGUAUAACUAUAGUGUCACUUUCGACCUUCUUGUAUUUUUGUUCUCUAUAAAGGCCAGCAUUCCAUUAGCCUUCUUGAUUUUUGUUUUUGUUUAUGCUUGUCCUGAACAUUUUAAUGACUUACGUACAGAGUUUCAGUAACACCGUGACCUGGAAGAAAAAAGUAGUACCUGUACCCAAGGGCUACUUAAAAUGUGGCCAUUUUCUGCAAUCAUUUCCAGUAGUGAGAGAAAGUCCUUAUCUCCAUAUUCGAACCGUUCUCCAAAGACAAUAGAACAGAUGAUAUUUGAUGCUGCACAUCUCAUCAGAAAAUCUGGACUAAAUGGGCUCUCUGAUAUAUGAGAAAGCUCAGUUAGAAAGGUAUAAAGUGUUGCACAAGCAAGCCAGAUGCAGACAAACAUUUUAUGUACAUU
This is a messenger RNA of Stegostoma tigrinum, 5289 nucleotides long. RefSeq names its product alkB homolog 6 (gene alkbh6). The transcript is spliced from 8 exons. The record is from RefSeq and is a predicted model, not a curated record. Bases 588 to 1307 code for a protein of 239 amino acids. Lineage: Eukaryota; Metazoa; Chordata; Chondrichthyes; Orectolobiformes; Stegostomatidae.